GUGCCCCGCGCUGAGUCAAGAUGGAGGAGCGCAGCGGUCGCGGGAGAACAAUGUUUAGACUCUGAAGACAGAAACAAACGACCGAGCUGGGCGGUAAAAAAAACGAGCACGGCCAGAGUGAGCGGUGGUCAUGAGCUGGAUGAGAGCUGUGGCCCUCUUUUGAAGACCCUAUCAUUUCAGCGUCACUCCGCUCUGUCCAAGCGCUUCCACCAUGAGCCUCAUCCAGGACAAGCUGGGAAGCGAGUUCCUGCGGCCAGGCGGGGGCAUGGAGGCUGGCUUCAGCUCGGGCAUGCUGAUGUUCAGUCACCUGCCACCCGUCACCAGCUUCACCCGCCUGGCCGGACAGAGUGUCAUGGCCGAGCUGCAGCCACACGAUUUCGUCCUGAAAAAGGAGCGCCACUCGCCUGACUGUGACAGCUCAGGAGGAGGAGGAGGACUGGUCUCCGGAGCGGGGAUGAUGCCAGGGAUGGGAGAGUACAUGCCUGCUAUGGGCAUUAAGCAGGAGAAGGUUUCAGAGCUGGACUACAGGCAGCCCAUGUAUUCGAGUGACGGGGGGCGUGGAGGCACAGAGAUGAUGGAGAUGACUCUCGGCAACCAUCAGAACCUGCUGAUACACGACCUCAGCAUGGGGAACCUGUCGGGGAGGCUGGGAAAGGACUCCUCGGGGAGGAAAGGUCGAAGGUCAAACAGUGACGGACAGGAGGGCAAGACGCGACGGAAACGAGGAGAAUCGAAGUCUCUAAUGCUGGAUCCUGAUGGAGGGACGGUGUCUCCCAGCUCCAAACCGCACAUCUGUGAGCACUGCAGUGCAGCUUUCCGCAGCUCCUACCAUCUCCGCAGACAUGUUCUCAUACACACGGGUGAAAGGCCAUUUCGGUGUAACCAGUGUAAUAUGAGCUUCAUACAGAAAUACCUCCUACAGAGACAUGAGAAAAUUCACAGCGGAGAGAAGCCUUUUAGCUGUGACCAGUGCAACAUGCGCUUCAUUCAGAAAUACCACAUGGAGAGACACAAACGAACACACAGCGGAGAAAAGCCAUACAAGUGUGACACCUGUCAACAGUAUUUUUCCAGGACAGACCGGUUGUUGAAGCACAAGCGGACGUGCGGAGAUGGCAUAAAAAAGGAUUUGGAUGGAGUGGAGAUGGAAAUGGGCAGAGAGCAUGGCAGCUACGCAAUCACUCAGGGAAAUGUGACCACACCAGGCCGCAAACGAGGAAAGUCCAAAACCGGUGGUGAGGGUUGCAAACGCAAAAGGGCACCAGGGCUCUCGCACAGUCAGGGGACAGAGGGGUAUGAAGUGCAUGAUUUUAACACUGUGGACAACCAUGGACACUCUCUAUCAUCUUCGACAUCAGCAUCCCAUCCGGGGCCGAGCAUGCACGGAGAACCAGUGCCAGCACCCAAAAUGGCAUUUAAAAAGAGCCACAGGAAAGGCUUGGAAAAAAAUCCCCAAGCCAAGCCUGGCAACAUGGAGCUGACCGGAGAUGCUGGCAUGGAUGAUAUGGGCCUCCUCCAGAGCCACAAAGCAGGCCAAAGUAGUAGCAGCAGCAACAAUGCCAACUAUGACGAUGCCAUGCAGUUCCUCAAGAAGCGGCGCUACCUGCCUGGGACCAGCAAUGGCAUUGUAGGGGGUGGAGCUACUGGCUAUGACGUGGGGGUCAGCCACUUGCAUCCCCAACCGGUGGUUGUGCAGGGCAUCGUGUCUGGAGUGAUGGACGGAGACUCCUCGUUGGGACUCCUCGACUCGUCACCGCUGGCUGACAUCAAACCGGACAAGUCAGGAAUCCCAGAUGAAGUGCUACAAAGCCUGCUGGAGCACUAUGGCCACAAGCCUGACGUGACGUUUGACCUAUCUGACCCACAUCAUGUGGAACUGGAGCAUGGCACGGCCGAAGGAGUUGACCCGUUGGGUGCCGAGAGCAACUCGGGCGGCGGAGACAAGACGUCCUUGAUGCACGAGUACUCUCGCUUCCUCCUUCAGGCUCUCGAGAGGACGAGUCACAGUGGUGGAUUUGUACUCGGCCCGACGCCUUCCUCCUCCUCCUCCACUUCGUCGUCCGGCACCGUAGCUUCUUUUUCCACGUACACCACCUCCCAUCUGGAGUUUUCCUUCGGCCUCCCAGCCUCCUCAUCGACGCUUAAUUGUUCUGUGCCAAAGUCACACUUUGGCUUGUUGGGGAACUCGUCGCCUUCGCAGGGCUUCCAUCUGAGUGGCCUGGACCCCACGGCGCACACUCAGCAUUCCCAGCAGCCUCAACCACAGCAGCAGCAGCUCACCCCAUCCCAGGAGCUGACAGAACACCUGGAGAAACAACACAACAGCUCUCCAUCUGCUCCUCCUCACACCCCCAACUCAAGCGCCUACCAGCUCCCAGCUCCAACAACUGACCUCAGCGGCCAAAAAGACGACCAAGGCUCCAAAAACGGCGCCGCUGGCUUCUCAAUGGUCCCUGCCAAAGGCUCAUAUCAGAUUGAAAACUUUGCUCAGGCUUUUGGGGGGCAGUUUAAAGGUGGCCAUAGGCCUUUGGUGUUUGGUACAGACUCGGGCACAGAUGUGGAGCAAUUCUCAGGGUACAGCAGCCUUCUGGCCAGCGUGAGCGAUACCAAAAGCCCACAAAGCCAAAGCUACAACUGAUCUGGCUGCAGAGCUUCUGCUUAUUCAUUUUGUCUUUUGUAUCGUUGUUUUUGUUAUUAUUAAUAUUAUUAUUAAUUAUUUAGUUCUAUUUUAUUAUUAUUUUUGUAAUGCUUUUUUUUGUGUUUUUUUGUAAUUAUCUUGUUGCCAUUUAUGAAAACAUGAAAUUUCACCCUUAGAUGGCUUGCGAAGCCGGAAAUGAAAUGCAAAAUUAAGUAUUUUCGAUUCGUUUCCUCUUUUGGAAGGAAAAGGCAUAUUUACUAAUGAUCUUCUUUUUCGUAGUGUCUUAGAAACUGCUCUGUUCAUCGACAGAACAUCAUGAAGCAAAAAUAGAGUAGCAGCAAUGAACUUUUCCACAGUUUGUCUCUUUCCCCUUUCUCUAUCCAGCGACGGUCAUGUUUUCACAAUGUAAAAUAACUUUGAGGUAAGAAAUGACAGGGAUUAGCCCGGAAAAGGAGAUGGUGGGGGGGAAAAAAAAUCCAAAAAUGUCGUCUGUUACAAGAUUUAAAGUAUUACUCAGGUAAAAUGUGUAAAGGUGUACAGGAAAAUUUUAUCAGAGCGGCAGCAAUAAUGCAUUGAAAAGGUGGAAAACUUUGCAAAUACAGAGAAGCUUUGAUUUAUUAUUUCUCUCUCUCUCGGAAUUAUUAUUUUUAUUUUCUUUCGAUUGCGACACCUAAAAACAUGAAACUGCUGCCUGCUCUGUUUCACUGACAACACUUUCCACUCGGCUGUAUAGAGAUUAUGGUACUUUUAUGUAAAUGUGAAACGCUCACAUUUUCCUUCAAUAAGGGCCAUAUAUAUUUAUAAGAAUAACUAUAUGUACUAUACCAUAUGUAACCUUUCUGAGGAACGGCGGGUGACACCGUGGUGGUAAUGGUGGGGAGAAGGGGAUGUGUCCGAGCAUGCUCUUUUUUUUCUCCUUUGCCAAAUCCCUCACCGUAGUCCUCUUACCCCCCCCCUAAUUCCCCUCCCCCUUUUAUUUUAUUUUACCUUUUUUACUUUUUCCCCUCCGCCUUUUCACCUUUGGAGAGCAGAGCCAAGGGUUGCUCACAAGAGGGCACCGUGUGCACAUGUGUGAGUGCCUCUCAUCACACACCAGCUCAUAGGAAUAUGCUGUGCCUCUUUCACCUGCCUCCUCCUCCUCCUCCUCUUCUUCAUCUCGAAAAAGAGUCCAGUCGAGCACUUUGAACCUGUUCCUCCUUUUUUGCAUACAGGAUGAAACGGCCCAGUCUGAUCAAGCAGGAUGUUCGUUCUGUAACAGCGGACAUGCUAUUUUUUUAUGUAAAAAAGAAAAUAAAUCUAAAGUCAAUGUUUCAGAAGGCACGCAAGGGAUAAAGACCAGGACGUGGUUCGAUUCUUUAACACGAGCGGGGUGGGGAGGGGCUGGGGUUUUUUAUACGGAUAUGACGAGGUCUUACAUUUCUAGAACGGUUUAGUAGGUCAAAUGGAGGGUGGGGUUAUUUUGGGUGUGUACGUGUGUGAGGGAAGCUUGUUUAUUUUUUUUGGACUUCUGGAUGUAUGUAGAGCAAGCCUAGAAUGGGAGGGGUGGAGUUUCAAUUUCUUAGGUAGUAUUAAAUCUAGGGAAGCGGUGUCGAUUUUUAACAGACCCCCGUAAAGACGCUGUGACUUUCACCAGGCAGAUCCAAAAAAAAAAGGAAAAAAGAAUGGAGUACAAAACGUAAUCAUUUCACAGUGCUGAAACUGUGCAAGCAUGCAGGGUGAAGUAUUAUCUUCAACUACAUUUCAGCUUUCUCUUAUGUAAUAAUUUAAGUAUUAUUGUUUGUGUUUUUUUUUUAUUUUUUAUUUUUUUUUUUAUAAAUAAUAAGUACGUGCAUUGUCUUCCACCACUUUUGGUUGCUGUCUUUGUUCUAUUUUUUUCCCCCCUCUUUCUUAUUUUUCCCCCCUCUCACUAUAGCUCUUUCAUAUGCACCUACUGAUUACUUCAGACUGAACCUCUGGAGACCGAUAUAUCAUGGGGAACAAAAAAAAAGUGACCACUAGAACCAAGUACUGUGUUUGUAGCAUCCUAGGGUACUCGUAUGGCUGUUAUCAAUAAUGAUCCUCAUAGCUGAUCGCUUUAUACCUCAUAUCACUGAUGACACAAGCAGGGAUUCAGGACAGAAGGAGGCAUGCAUGUAGCAGGGACGAUUUGGUUUCAGUAGUGAAAAUCCUCACUUUUUUAUUAUUAUUAUUGUUAUUAUUAUUAUUUUAUCUCUCUGCUUUUUCCUGUUAAGGUUUACUCAGUCUGUAUAGAGACGGCCUUCAGGAGAGCGUGACCUCUCGGGUCAUGAGAUGGAUUUGGGGCGGGGGGGAUCCACCCAGAGCAAUUUGCAUAUCAACGUUUAUAAUUAUUUUCUAUUAUUUUAGAAUGCAAUACUAAGUUUUGGUCACCUUGGUUAACGGUUUUCCUGCAUUACUUACAAUGCCGUGGCUCAAGCAUUUAUGUCUCUCUACAGAGAGUGAUGCAGCAGAGCUUUAGCCCUUCACACCUCUGUCAGUGCAGCAGCACUCGUAGGUCACUAACUAGCCACAUCCCCAGCGUAACGAGUAGCCGCAUUGCAUUCUGGGACCAGCGUCUGCUUCGACACCGAACGCUGCUGGAAAACGGUGCAUGAGAAAUGAACGCUUUCUCUUGUAUUUUUUUUUUUUUUUUAGGUAACGAACAGCGAACCCUGACCGUUAUACGUUCUGUUUGAGAUCUGUGAAUUAUUAUUUUUUUUUUUUUCAAACCCAGUCAGAACGCAGCUAGAAACGUCUCCCUGUGACGACACGCUACACGCAGCCACUUUCAGGCUGGAGUUUUCCUCUAACCAAUGGCACUGAGACUGGAGCAGCUUUGCUCAUUUACACAUGGUGGAAAUGUGGUCCACUGUUUGUUUGUUUUUUUUUUUACACUAAUCUUAAAUUUGUAUUUGUACAAAAGAAAAAAAAAUCUCAGUGGUAUGCUUGUCUCAGGUGGAAAUGCGGUGUGUCGAUAAAGAGAAGAAAGGAACGUGUAAGAGAGGAAAACAACCAGUUUAAAGUUAAAACCAGUUCACCAGAAGUGUUUAGUAGACUUUUGUUGAAGGUUUGUGAAAAUUGUUUCAGGAAAAGAAUCAAUUUGGAAUGAUUUUAUAGGAAUAAGCUGAUGCGAUGUCUCUCUCUCUCUCUCUCUCUCUCUCUCUCUCUCUCUCUGUAACAUUGGAAAGUAUAAAUGGAUACCAGACUGUAUAAAAAUCUGUCCUUAUUUUAACGUGUUAUAGAAGCAGUGAAACUUUUGGCCUCUUAUUCAGACUGGUAAACACCAAGAAGUGUUCAUUUUAUCCUUAAAGCAUCGCUUGUUCUCCUCCUCCUCAAUGUGACGACUUCUUUUAUCAUCAAAACCAAAAUGAUGUAUUAUUAUUGUUUACAUGCAAUGUACAAAAACACUAAUGUUUCUUUCUGUCUCUUUUUUUUUGUUUUUUUAUUUGCCCCCCCCCCCCCCCCCUUUUUUUUUGUCACCACACAAAUUUGUAGCCAACGUUCCUUCUGUCUGAUUUUAUUCCAGAUUCUUGUGAUCUGACUCACAGGGCUAAGCCUGUCCCUUUGAAUUUAUUAUCGAUUAGGGGUUAAAAAAAUAAAACGCUGUUAUCAGUG
Messenger RNA from Tachysurus fulvidraco (yellow catfish), 6250 nucleotides. It is a transcript of the gene znf281a, whose product is annotated as zinc finger protein 281a. Gene Ontology annotation, molecular function: DNA-binding transcription factor activity, RNA polymerase II-specific; RNA polymerase II cis-regulatory region sequence-specific DNA binding. The transcript has 7 exons. Gene Ontology annotation, biological process: regulation of transcription by RNA polymerase II. The record is from RefSeq and is a predicted model, not a curated record. Lineage: Eukaryota; Metazoa; Chordata; Actinopteri; Siluriformes; Bagridae. Bases 212 to 2638 code for a protein of 808 amino acids.